AUGGCUGCGGUAGAUACAGGAAGCAGUCUCCGUAGUUCAGCAGUAAGAAGCGUAUACUUAGUAACUUAUAGUCGAGCUGAUUUGAGCAAAUUUCCGAACCGAAGAGAUUUUGCUGAAGCACUCGUUACUUCGUUUGAGAAAGGUUCUGCUAAAGUGAAGCACUGGUGUUGUAGCAGAGAAAACCACGCGGAUGGCGCUAAACAUUAUCACAUGGUGUUGAAAUUGCAUAAGUCACAAAGAUGGCUGCAAUCCAAGAGGUUUCUCGAGGAAAAUUUUGCCAUAGAGGUAAAUUAUUCGAGUAAUCAUCAUAACUACUACAGUGCUUGGCGAUACGUCACAAAGGAGGACAGUAGCUAUGAAGAAAGUGAAUCACACCCAGAUCUUAAUAGCUAUAAAGAACCGAAGACCACCAACGCGAGCAUGGCCAAAAUACAAACUGGUCAAAAACGCAGUGCCGCAGUGCAGGGGAGAGGAAAUGUAUGUAGAGGAAAGAAGCGAUCUAAAAAAGAAAAGCAAAAGCGUUUGACCGCAUUUGACGUCUCUGAAGUCAUUCUUAAAAGAAAUAUUAAAACAAUGACAGAGCUACACGCAUAUGCUCACGAACAAAGAGAGGAGGGAAAGACAGACUUAGUUCAGUUCAUCUUGUGCAAACCACCCAAAGCAAUUCAGGACUUGCUAGACACUACUUGGCGCAUGAAAACUGCCAAGGAAGUAUUAGAACGAUGUAAGAAAAGUCGAAUGGAAUUGUUUAACGAGGCGUCAAAGCAAGAUUGCCGAGCAGGAUGUAACGGUGUCUGGCUUCAGUGCGCAAAACAGAUUCUCGAGAACAAUGGAAUCGAUAAGAGGAAAUUUGGGCAAGCGGUUGUUGACCUAUUAAAAAAGGACGUGGGAAGCAUCGCAAUCUCAUGA
Messenger RNA from Paramuricea clavata, 909 nucleotides. The record is from the annotation of a GenBank genome assembly. NCBI's taxonomy places the organism in Eukaryota, Metazoa, Cnidaria, Anthozoa, Malacalcyonacea, Plexauridae.